GCUCGAAUGAUGCACUGAUGAUUGGAAGACACAUCGCACAUGAUUUACCUUCAGACGGGGAAGGGACGGAUUUAUCGAUCGUUAUACACGUCCGAAAGACUUGAGCGUACAAAGACGAAAGUCUCAGAAAUCGAACUACAGUAGGAUGGAUUGCACAGGUUACGACAACCUGUUACUAUGAUACCGUGCUUCACUUUCUCGUGUAGAUUGUGCCUGUUUAGGGUUUAAGCAUUAGGGUUGAGGGUUUUCAAGCAGUUUGUUGCAUACAAAGAGUAAAGUCCCUGCGGAGACUGCUUUCUUUGGCAGAACAGGGAAGGGGUUUUUGAACUCAGACUAAAGCUCUGUGGCUGAGCCAUGGGGAAAAUUGCAGGGCAGGGCAAGGCGAGGAGCAAGCCUGUAGAAGAAUUAGGAAAAAUUGAAGCCAUUCAGUCGGAUGUUGCUUCGUUCGCCGCGAGCUUAGGAUUAGCUGCAGGAGCAGGAGUAUCUUCUGGAUUUAAUGAUUCGGAUUUCCGUAAAGUAGGAUCGAUCAGGAAGCCUGAGCAACCAAAGCAGGCAGUUGUAGAGAAGAAGAAGAAAGCGACGGAAACUGGUAAGAGCGCUGCUAGAAAAGACGACAAAGGAAUCCGUUCUGGAAAAACUCGUCGUGUGGACGCGGACAGGAAGCAAGGGAGCAAGGAGAAUGCUGGAGGCAACAACAGAGGGAAAAGAUUGGCGAAUGGCCUUGAAGGCAAAGAUGCGAAUGGUCCCGGUGACAAAAGUCCCGGUGGGUGGAAGGCGAAGGAAAAUCACGCGAAUCCUAAGAAGCGUAAAGGUAGCUGGGAAGUUGGAGCUGAUGGUGAAAGCGAAGUAAAGCGGCCUCUGGUUGAGACACCGUAUGGUGAGCCCGAAUUUGUGAAGAAGUUGCGAUCAGAGGCUCAGGACUUACUGGAGAAGGCCGCUAAUGAUUUUGAAAAAAACCGAUCCAGAGAUAAAGAUGCGGAGUGGCUCUUGAAAGCCCGGCGAUCUGGAACUUCCGCCGAUAAAGUGGCUGCCAUGACAGUUAUCUUGCAAGAAAAUCCGAAAGCCAACGUGCGUACAUUGGACGCCCUAUUAGGGAUGAUGACCUCCAAAGCAGGAAAACGUCACGCAGCAACUGGAAUCGACGCACUGAAGGAAUUAUUUUUGUACAAUCUUCUUCCUGACCGCAAACUGAAGUACUUUGCUCAACAGCCUCUUGCAACCCUUCCUGAGGGCAAAGAGCGUUCUUCAUUGCUGCUGGAUUGGAUUUGGGAAGACUGCUUAAAGCACAGGUUUGAGCGAUUUGUGAUUUCUCUUGACGAGGCUUCGAAAGACAAAUUACCUUUCUUGAAGGAGAAAGCCCUCAAGUCAGUUUACGAACUUCUGAAGACAAAGCCAGAACAAGAAAGGCGGCUUUUGUCCACUCUAGUGAACAAGCUAGGAGAUCCGGAGCGUAAAGUGGCAUCGAAUGCUUGCUACCUUCUAUCCAGUCUACUGACAGCUCAUCCGAACAUGAAGAAAAUUGUUGUUGAUGAAGUCGACGGGUUUGUGUUCCGACCCCACGUCGGUCUCAGAGCGAGGUAUUACGCGACAGUCUUUUUGAACCAAAUAGUUCUCAGUGUCAAAGGUGAUGGUCCUAAGCUGGCAAAGCAGCUCAUUGAUCUCUAUUUUGCCCUUUUCAAGGCUGUGACAACUGGUGAGCAAGAUCUCAAUAAGGAGGAGAACGGAAAGAAGGGAACGAAGGGGGAGAAGGAGAGAGUUCGGAGAGGCAAGCGAAAGGAAAGAAAUAACGACAAGUCACUAGCUGCUGACUUUACAACGGAGAUUGAUUCAAGGCUGCUGUCUGCCCUUCUGACUGGUGUCAAUCGAGCAUUUCCAUAUAUUUCUGCAGAAGAUCUGGAUACAGUCACACAAGAAAAUUCUGUUCUUUUCAGAUUGGUACAUUCGACCAACUUCAAUGUAGCAGUGCAAGCAUUGAUGCUUCUCCAUCAGCUGAUGGUCAAGAACCAGGCCGUCAAUGACCGUUUCUAUCGAGCUUUGUAUUCCGUCCUUCUGUCUGAAAGCCUUGCGAAGUCAUCGAAGGCCGAAAUGUUUCUCGGGCUUAUCUUUAAGGCUCUAAAAUCUGAUGUCGAUGUUAGGCGCAUGUCAGCUAUAGCGAAGCGCCUGACUCAGGUGGCAAUUCAGCAGACACCGGAAUUUGCCUGUGCUUCACUCUUCCUCAUCUCAGAGAUUCUCAAACUGAAACCCACUCUUUGGAAUUCGGUGUUAAAUGCCGAAGAUCAUGACGACGACCGUGAGCACUUUGAGGAUCAGGGAGAAGAAAGUGAUGACAAUGAAAGAGGCAAUACUGAGAAAGCCAAUGGCCAUAAAGAAGACAGUCAAGACUCAGGAGAUACGUGGCCAGAAAAAGGAUACUAUGAUCCUAAAGCUCGUGAUCCACUUUACUGCCAAGCACAUAGAGCAUGCUGGUGGGAGCUCACCGUUCUUGCAAAGCACGUACAUCCGUCAGUGGCAGCAAUGGCUCGUACUCUUCUUUCAGGUGGCAACAUCAUUUAUAGUGGAGACCCCUUGCGGGAUCUUGCCUUGGGAGUUUUCCUUGACCGGUUUGUUGAGAAGAAACCUAAAGCCACCAAAAGGAAGACAGAAGGAACAUGGCACGGCUCGUCUAUGGCUUUGCCCGCGAAACUGGACGGAGCGAAAUCUGCGGGACCAGUAGGUGAGGACAUUCUGAAGUUGGCCGAAGAAGAUGUAGCGCCUGAGGAUGUCGUCUUCCACAAGUUUUAUUCGACGAAGUCAAUAAGAAGCAAACCUCAGAAGAAGAAGAAGAGCAAGGUAAAUUCUGAGGAAGACGUCCUAGGAUUGGACGAGGUUGCAGCUUUUGACGGAGACGACAGUGAAAACGAAGAAAUCGACGAGUUACUUGAGCAGGAAGCAGGUGAGGAGAUGAUGGCAGAUGAUAGUGAAGGUGAAGAAAUGGAGAGUGACGACGAAGAGAUGUUGUACUACAAGAAAGAUGAGGAUGAUGACCACGAUUUAGAAUCAGAUGUAGAAGAAGGAGAUAGUGAAGGGGAAGAAGCAAAUGCUCUCCUAGAAGACGGACUAGAGAUGAGUAGUAGUGAUGGGGAGGAAAUUGAAAGCGAAGAAGACGAGAUGGGCAGUGAAGAAGAAGAUUUCCUGCCUAAGAAGGGUAAGAAACAGAGUGCUGGUAGGCAAUCAUCUAAAAAACGUGCCUCAGUUUUUCAAGAAGCAGAGGAUUCGGACGGUGAAGUGGUUGGUGUCGAAGAUGAGGAUAUGCUGCCUAGGAAGCAAAGACUUCAAACUCCUGCUCGGGGGCCGGCUAAGAAACGUGCAUCCCCUUUUCAGGAACAGGAGGAUUCUGACUUUGAUGUAGCUAGUGAAGCAGAUUCCGCACUCAGAAAAAGAAACAAGAAAAUAGUCAAGAGACGUCUUUCUGUUUUUCAGGAGGCUGGAUCCGACAGUGAUGAUGCCGGACUAAUAAAACUUUCGGGUAGAAAUCAACGUAGUAUCAACAGAAUAGGGAAGAAUUCAGGAGCCCAAGCAGUAAGUGCUUCACGUAGCAAGAAAAUUCGCAGCAAUCGCAAAAUGUGAUCCUCAAAAGCUUAUGAAUCCUGUAUCUGUUUUUUUGGCUAUUAGAAUGGUUCUGACUUUCU
Messenger RNA from Marchantia polymorpha subsp. ruderalis, 3668 nucleotides. Lineage: Eukaryota; Viridiplantae; Streptophyta; Marchantiopsida; Marchantiales; Marchantiaceae. The record is from the annotation of a GenBank genome assembly.